Musa acuminata subsp. malaccensis (wild Malaysian banana) is the source of this 1958-nucleotide messenger RNA. RefSeq names its product E3 ubiquitin-protein ligase ATL42. The record is from RefSeq and is a predicted model, not a curated record. Lineage: Eukaryota; Viridiplantae; Streptophyta; Magnoliopsida; Zingiberales; Musaceae.
CUACUUGUUCUUUUGUUCGCAGCACAAAUAAAAACCAUGUCCGUCGACUUCUCUCCUGUCCGAUUCCUCCUCCGUCCAAGCCUGUAUCGAUGUACAUCACAGACUCGUACGAAUAUUAAGGCAGCAUCCUACCCGAUGGACGGUCAUCUUGCAGAGGACCGGAUCCAACAAACAGGAGGAGAAGACGCAACACUGGAGCUAAAGGACAAAUCAUCCACGUUACAAAGAGACGAGAGACAGAGAGACCAAAGCCUCUCCCCCCGCUGCACAAAGCACUGACGCAGGCAUAAGGAGAACAGCAACAUCACCACCCCCGGCAAGCCAAAACGCCCUCCCAAAUGCUUCCAUGCCAACCUUGGAUCCAACUCUAAGCUUCCCUUUGGCUAACGCAACUCCUCCCCUUGCCAUGCCUUUCAACACUUGCGAUGUUUCCUUCAUCUGUUUCUUCUUCUCCGCCGCUGUCGUCGCCGCCCAGCAAACCGAUAGCGACACCUGGACGCCGUCCAACGUGGCGGUGUCCUUUCGCCCCAGCGUCGGGAUCGUGAUCGGCAUAUUCACGUUCAUGUUCUCCCUCACCUUGCUCCUCCUCGUAUACGCCAAGUUCUGCCGAUCCGCCGCCGCCCCCGAACCCGACUCCCUCGGCGCCGACGCCGCUGGCCACGGAAGGUUAAUUCUGCCCCAGCACCGCUUCUCUGGCAUCGACAAGACCGUCAUCGAGUCCCUCCCGUUCUUCAGCUUCUCGUCGCUGCGCGGCGUCCGCGACGGCCUCGAAUGCUCCGUCUGCCUGUCCAGGUUCGACGACGCCGACGUCCUCCGCUUGCUUCCCAAGUGCAAGCACGCUUUCCACGUCGGCUGCGUCGACCGCUGGCUCGAGGCGCACUCCAGCUGCCCCCUGUGCCGGUGCAAGGUGGAGGCCGAUGACGCCGCCCUCUUCAAGUACUCCACCAGCUCCCGCUUCCUGUUCCCCUCCGACCGGCUCGAGACCAGCGGCCGCGACCUCGAGCUGUUCGUGGAGCGACAGCCCAACGACGACGGCGAUCCCCGCGGUUUCUCGAGAUUCGGCAUCGGCAGUAGCUUCCGGAAGACCGACAAGGUCACCAAGGACAAGAAGGAUCAGGACUUGCCGAUGCUCGAAGAAGGCGCCGACGGAGGCCGGUUCUUCCACAAGUUCAAGCACAAGAUCAUCGUCUCCGACGUCGUGUUCAAGAGCCGGUGGAGCGACGUGAACUCGUCCGACUUGAUUGCGUUGAACUCCGAAAUGCUAUCCGGGAAGACGUUGGCAGAUGUGUACUGGAACGUGGAGCCAACUGGCGCUGCAAGGAUCAGCGGGGGCUCAUCAGAGGGAAAAGCUUCGGUCGAUGAGAAGGUGCUCAAGAUCAAGGAAGAGAUGGAGAAGAAGAGACUGCUCGAGAUCAAAGCCAGCCAGCUGAACAAGAGCUGUUCGACGGCGCUCCCGAGCAUGUCCUCGAAUUCUGCUCACGACGCCAAUCUAAACAAUACCAAUUCGAGAGCUCUGAUUUCGUCGGGCAACAGAACAAUGUCGGAGAUCACAAACUUAUCGAGGUUCAGGCAGGUCAAAGAUCCCGGCAGCAUCGGCACGACAGAUGAGAACGAAGAUGAAAAGGUGAGGAGGCUGUGGUUGCCGAUCGCGAAGCGGACCGUUCAGUGGUUCGCCGGAAGGGAGAAGAGGUCGCCACUGGUGUAGCCAAUCUUAGCAUCAAGAUCGACUGGAUUCUCUCUGGUUUUGGUUAAAGAUAGCGACAAACACAUACACGCACCUUGUUCCCAUUUGUCUCCCUCAUCACAGUUCUCUGAGUCUCUCUGUCUGAGAACAUAAGCAAACCUUGUAGCAAUCGGAUCAAAAGAUAAACAUAUAUGUUAUACUAGCAUAGAUGAUCAACACAAAUUCAUGUCUCCGACGCAGGAGCACAUGUCGCUGACUUCUUCUCGGACAUCAA